Molecule: messenger RNA, 1172 nt
Organism: Papilio machaon (common yellow swallowtail)
Lineage: Eukaryota; Metazoa; Arthropoda; Insecta; Lepidoptera; Papilionidae
Product: chaetoglobosin A biosynthesis cluster protein C
Exons: 2
Coding region: 24-698 (224 amino acids)
Molecular function (GO): DNA binding
Source: RefSeq, a predicted model, not a curated record
UAAACCUCGAUUUUUUUUUGCCGAUGCAUCGUUUAUUACGGGCGAAUAUCACAGUAGUACACUCGCGCUCGCUACCCGAGGCCCUCUCGGUGUUCCCCGAGUUAUCGCACUGGAAAAACACGCCAUACUUUAUCUGGUGUUUCGCCCACUAUCAGCUGAGCAAGCUAUGCGGUGUGUUCAUGUUCAGUGACAUGCUCUCAAUGGUCCGUAAAUACGAAAGAAUGAGCGGCCGUCAGUCCUGGAGCGAGGAGGACAUGGCGAAAGCUGUCGCCGCCGUCGUCUCCGGUAAAAUGGGCUAUAAACUGGCGGCCAGGACGUAUCACAUCCCGCGCUCCACACUGCAGCGCCGUGCCAGUAAGGUACGCUACCAGCUACCCGACGACCCCAAGCCUCUCAUGGGACACUACAGGCGCGUCUUCACCGACAACCAGGAGAAGGACCUCGUCGGUUACAUAAAGAGCAUGGAGAAGUACUUCAUGGGCGUCUCCAGACGAGACAUAAGGGAAUUGGCGUUCCAAUACGCAGAGGACAACAACUUAAAUCAUCCCUUUGACGUCAAUAGCCGCAUGGCCGGUGAGGACUGGGUCAGAAACUUCCUUAAAAGGAAUCCAGAGCUACUGAACAGGUCAGAAAAAGAAUACGAGCUGGAGCCCGUUAACUUCGACCAGUUUUAUCACUUUAUGUGUCAACUGUCAUGAUGACUAGUCGAUUAGUUGCUACAACUAGAUAAUGAUUUAAUUAAUUAGCCACAAUGUUGUGAUUCCAGCGUACCAACUUUCCUAACUCAUUCCGAAACAAUAUUACCAACAUCACAAAAGUUAUGAUUAUGAUAUUCUGACGUAAGCAUGUGUUUCCACCGCCGAAGGGCCAUCUUUCUCAAUCACUUAAAAAAAGAUGGAAAUAUGUUUUUGUACAAAAGUACAAUCUCAUGGUAAAGGUUACUCGAAUAUGCUUGACGUCAGAAAAGAUACGCCGGGUGGGAAUAAUUGCCAGGUAUUUUAUAUUAACAGGAAAGUAGGAACACGGAUUUUUGUUCUCAAAGGAGAAUUAAUUUUGGAGAAGUUUAUUUUUAAUAGAGAAUUCUAAGAACGAGCUAAGCUCAAACAUAGUACAUUUAUUAUAGUUGAUUUUUCCGUUAUCUUUAAAAAGCCACAUAGAUAUUUUGUUUGACU